GUCUCGCCUGACAGCGUCGCGACACGUCUAGGUUUGUACAGAAGAAGAUGCACAAGAACGAUGCUUCCGGGUGCUUCUUGCGCUUGCAAAGGUGUUCGGAGUUGUCUUCUGUGUGAGCCCAACAAAGACACUCACUCACAAGAAGAUAAGGUUGUGCACCUUUUCUUCUACGAUCCCGAGAGAAAGCUCGCCGUCCGCAAAGAUGCAGAGCCUUCGUCUUUUGCCUUUCCCGGCGUGUUCCUGUGGGAGAACUUCCUAUCGGAGGAGGAGGAGACGGAGCUGAUAAGCAGCAUGGACCGGGAGGUCUGGAAUCCGUCCCAGUCCGGCCGCAGGAAGCAGGACUUUGGCCCAAAAGUGAAUUUCAAGAAGAAGAAGGUGCGCCUCGCCAGCUUCAGCGGACUCCCCGCUCUGAGCAAGAAACUAGUCCUGCGAAUGCAGCAAGAGGCCACCCUGGCGGACUUCAAGCCCGUGGAGCAGUGCAAUCUGGACUACCACCCCGGGCGAGGCUCCGCCAUAGACCCCCACCUGGACGAUUCCUGGCUGUGGGGGGAGCGCCUGGUCACCGUCAACAUGCUGUCCGACACCACGCUGACCAUGUCGCUGGAGCGGGGCCUUCCCCCGUUGGGACCGGGCGAGGAGGUGAACGUCGCCGUGGCUCUCCCGCGCAGGUCCUUGGUGGUGUUGUACGGAGAGGCGCGCCACCGCUGGAAGCACGGGAUUCUCCGGAAGGACGUCCACGGGCGCAGAGUUUGCAGCACCUACAGGGAGCUGUCUGCAGAGUUCCUGCCCGGGGGGUCGCAGGCGGAAGAGGGGGCUCGGCUACUCGACGUGGCUUUAAGCUUCAUGGGUGCUCCGGUUUAAACCCUGCAGAUACUCUCCGAACGAGCAACUGCGAUUAAACAUAGUACACUUUAAUCGUUUAAAUCAUGGGUGUCAAACUCUGGCCCGCGGGCCAAAUUUGGCCCUCCCUGUAAUUUCAUUUGGCCCUUGAGGCAUUGUCAAAUUAACAUUAGAGCUGGCCCGCCACUGUUAUACAGCGGCAGUUUCGCUGUAACACCGCAUUCACUGCUAAUAUUCAUACAUGUCAACCCUCCCAAUUUUCCCAGGAGACUCCCGAAGUUCAGUGCCCCUCCCGAAAAUCUCCCGGGGAAACCAUUCUCCCGAAUUUCUCCGAAUUUCCACCCGGACAACAAUAUUGGAGGCGUGCCUUAAAGGCACUGCCUUUAGCGUUCUCUGCAACCUGUGGUCACGUCUGCUUUUCCUCCAUACAAACUGCGUGCCGGCCCAGUCCAAUGCGGCUUUAACACACACACACACACAAGUGAAUGCAAUGCAUACUUGAUCAACAGCCAUACAGGGCACAUUGAGGGUGGCCUUAUUAACAAUGCCAACACUGUUACAAAUAUGCGCCACACUGUGAACCCACACCAAAUAAUAAUGACAAACACAUUUCGGGAGAACACCCGCACCGUAACGCAACAGAACAUUUACCCAGAUACCCCUUGCAGCACUAACUCUUCCUGGACACCACCAAACCCCGCAGGUCCCUAUUAAAAGGUUAAUUUGUUCAACCUUGGCCUGUGGCUUUGUUCAGUUUAAAAUUUUGGCCCACUCGGUAUUUGAGUUUGACACCCCUGGUUUAAAUAAUAAUAAAGCAUUUUUAUUCAUGUUGUGCAACAAAAAACAUAACUGAGUGUGUACAUCAGGGUUCUGAAAUGUUUAACCUCAGGGCUCGGGGCCCACUCAAAUUAAGUUAUGGAAUGGAUUAAGCAAAACAAUCAAAAAAUUUACUAUUAUGAUCCACUUCAAGAAACUCUUCAAACUUAGUGUUUACAAAGUACAAAGAAGAAGAACCAUGCUAAACAUUCUGAAUGUACAGUAUUUCCUUGAAUUGCCGCCAGGGCGCUAAUUAAUUUAACACCUCUUUUCACUCCUGCGCUUACCAAAGGCAUGCGGUAAAAGUAAGCAUGCGCUAAUUAUUUUAAAACCUCUUCUCACUGCGGCACUUACCAAAGGCAUGCAGUAAAAAAUUGAGUGUGAUGUAAGCUUGGACCUUAAAUCCUACUGAAUAGCUCUUAAUCUUCUUCCCUUUAUGCGAUUACAAAGUACCGGUAUUGAAAUCAGCCUCCUCCAUUUUGAAAAUGAUGACAGGGGAAGUGUCACUCGUGACGUCACGAGUUUGACCAGGCGGUAAUACUAAGCAUGCGCUAAUUAUUUUGCGAAGCGAGUUUGACCAGGCAGAAAUUCAAGGCAGGCGCAUACUAUAUGCCCCGCGGUAAUUCAAGGAAAUACGGUAUUUCAUCCAUCCAUCCAUUCAUUCUCAAAAUAAUCUUACUCAUCUAAUCAUAUGAAAUAUAACUUACUUACCCAAUUAUUUAUUUGUUUAUUUUUAUUGUGAUUACUUAUGGAGUAUAUUGUGAAGAAAUUGAGAACGGGAAAGAACAAAGGUUUUAGCAACUGUUAUGUAAAAGUAAAAAGGGUAGGAUUAAAUAGGCUCUGCUUCUUCCUACUCUUUUUCGAACAUGUUGAAAAGAGAAACUGGAAAUUGUGAUGUAUCAUAUAUGCUUGCAUGGUUCGAAAUAAACUCAACUCGAAUAUCAACACUGAAUUAGUAAUCUUACUGUUGAUUUUAAUGAUAAUUAUAUCUAACCUACUUACAGUUAACAACCUUGUCAAAUUAUAUACAUUCAUGUGGUAAUCACAAAGAUUAUUUAACACAAAAACCUUAGGCCAGGGGGCGGCAACCCAAAACGUUGAAAGCCAUAUUGGUCCAAAAAAUACAAAAAAUAUAUUACUGUAUAGUAUAGUAUAUUGUUGCGUCCUGGAAGAGUUAGUGCUGCAAGGGGUUCAGGGUGUUUUUUUAUGUUGUGUUUAGGUGCGGCUGUUCUCCCGAAAUGUGUUUGUCAUUCUUGUUUGGUGUGGGUUCACAGUGUGGCGCAUAUUUGUAACAGUUUUUAAAGUUGUUCAUACAGUCACCCUCAGUGUGACCUGUAUGGCUGUUGGCCAAGUAUGCGUUGCAUUCACUUGUGUGUGUGAAAAGCCGUAUAUAUAAUGUUUUUUGGCCGGCACGCAAAGGCAGUGGCUUUAAGGUUUUUUGGCGCUCUAUACUUCUCACUAUACGUCCGUUUACACAGCGGCGUUUUUUAAAAAGUUGAAAAUGUUACUUCCCGAUAUUACGUUUUAAAGCAUUUGUCGGCCGAUGAUAUCGGUAGUCCGAUAUUAUGGGACGUCUUUACUAUUUAUAUAUAUUUUUGGUGGAUAGUUUUUGGAAUCAUGACAUGUUUGAUGCCAAUAUUCAUAUUUUUGUACACACAUUGAGUUUGUGUUUCAGAGGGUUUUAUGAUUUUUUUUCGAUUUUAAACUAAAGGCUGUAGCAAUUGUUUGAAAAAAGAAGUUGAUAAUAAAAGCCUUUGAAACCCACAAAAACAAGUGAUGAAACAAAAAUAUGAAUAUUGGCAUCUAAAACAAGUUAUGUUUAAAAAAAGUUAUCCACCAAAUAUAUUGUAUUUUUUCUAUGUUUGCAUUUAUUCGUUGCAAAAAAAAAAAAAUUGUACUGGUGCCAACAACUUUUUCUACAAUGUACAUUUUUUUUAUUCGAUACCAAAACUUACUGGCAGUGUUUUAGCUCCAUCCCAGCUGGCACAAGACAUUGAUAAUACGUUAAUACAUGUCCUUUAAAUCUGACUUUAAAACAUCGCAAAAUAGUCUAAUUUGUACAUUUAUAUUACGUUGAUGUCCAAAAGUAUGUACCGUUACUAUGAUCGGAAAAUACCGAUAUCGGCCAAUAUUCAAGGCUCCAGAUGUAACAGAACAGUGAACAAAUAAUAAAUAAAUAGUAUACUAUAGUAAGCAUACAAAUAUUAAAUACAUAAAUAAUCUUUGUCUCAAUAAAAAAAAAAAUGGUUGAAGAUCGCAUCAUGAUUCUUAUUCUGUGUACUUUGUGAACACUUGUAGUUUGAACAGUCUCUUAAACUGAAUCAUAUUGGUGCUUUGUUUGAGUUCUUUGGUUAAUCUGUUCCAUAAUUUAAUUACACACACUAAAGGCUUUAAGUGUUGAUACUAAAGGUUUUAAGUGUUAUUGUAUAUAUUGUAUCUGUAAACCAGUGUUUUUCAACCUUUUCUGAACCAAGGCCCAUUUUUUUCAUUGAAAGAAAUCCCGAGGUACACCACCAGCAGAAAACAAACAAUGAAACUCAGCAGCCGAUAUUGAAAAUAAAAAGUCGUUCUUGCAAUUGUUGGAUAUAAAAUUAAAACCAUAACAAAGCAUGCAUCACUAUA
Nerophis ophidion (straightnose pipefish) is the source of this 4278-nucleotide messenger RNA. RefSeq names its product alkB homolog 4, lysine demthylase (gene alkbh4). Gene Ontology annotation, biological process: oxidative demethylation; protein demethylation; actomyosin structure organization. Bases 61 to 861 code for a protein of 266 amino acids. The record is from RefSeq and is a predicted model, not a curated record. NCBI's taxonomy places the organism in Eukaryota, Metazoa, Chordata, Actinopteri, Syngnathiformes, Syngnathidae. Gene Ontology annotation, cellular component: contractile ring; midbody. The transcript is spliced from 3 exons. Gene Ontology annotation, molecular function: actin binding; oxidoreductase activity; demethylase activity.